Molecule: messenger RNA, 9591 nt
Organism: Chelmon rostratus (copperband butterflyfish)
Lineage: Eukaryota; Metazoa; Chordata; Actinopteri; Chaetodontiformes; Chaetodontidae
Gene: myo9aa
Product: myosin IXAa
Exons: 43
Coding region: 391-8472 (2693 amino acids)
Biological process (GO): intracellular signal transduction
Cellular component (GO): myosin complex
Molecular function (GO): microfilament motor activity; protein binding; GTPase activator activity
Source: RefSeq, a predicted model, not a curated record
UUUCAGCGACCGUCACCGAGCUGCGGAGGACUGCGUUUCUAAUUACUCUCAAACGGCGAACACGCACGGAUAACAAAAUGCGCAAGUAUUCAGCGCGGACUUGAGUGUCGAGGAGUUGUCCGAAGGCGAGCGGCCGGAGAGCGGAGGAAAGAAAUUAAACCAGUGGGAAUGCAGGGAAUUAAAUAGAGACUUAGGCAUUUCGUCUGGCUACAAGUGUGCGUGUGUGGCUGUGCACCCCAUCCCGAGAAGAGGCGGAAAACUUGAGUGGCACUGAGCAGUUGACUUCAGCGUUCACGUCUGGAGUGGUAAUGUCUUGAAUCGGUGGCCUCUCCAGCCCAGUGAAGGACGUGCCAGUGCCGGGCUGCUGCUAAUGGGAACUCCUGCUCCGCCAUGAGUGCUCGUGAUGGCGUUGGUGGCAUCGGUGGCGUGGGCACCCUGGGCCGCCGGCAGCGCUUCGAGAACUCAGAGUUCACCGUGCGCAUCUACCCAGGCGCCCUGGCCGAGGGCACCAUCUACUGCCCGAUCAGUGCCCGCAAGACCACCACAGCCGCUGAGGCCAUCGAACGUGUCAUUGAACGUCUGCAGCUGGACCGCACCAAGUGUUAUGUUCUGGCUGAGGUGAAGGAGUUUGGCGGGGAAGAAUGGAUUCUGAACCCCUGCGACUGUCCCGUGCAGAGGAUGAUGCUGUGGCCCCGUGUGGCGCUGGAGCAUCGCCCGCUGUCUGGCGGCGAGGAUUACCGCUUCCUCCUAAGGCAGAAGAACCUGGAUGGCUCGAUCCACUAUGGCGGCAGCCUCCAGAUGUGGCUGCAGGUCACAGAGGAGCGCAGGCGCAUGGUGGAACGUGGACUGCUACCACAGCCCGAUUCUCAGGGCGACCAUGCAGAUCUAUGCCACCUGCCGGAGCUCAACGAGCGCUCGCUGCUGGACAAUCUGCGCUCGCGCUUCCGCCAGGAAAAGAUCUACACUUACGUUGGGAGCAUCCUCAUCGUCAUUAACCCCUUCAAGUUCCUGCCCAUCUACAACCCCAAGUAUGUGAAGAUGUAUGAUAAUCAUACACUGGGAGAUUUGGAGCCACAUAUUUACGCCGUAGCGGAUGUGGCUUACCACGCCAUGCUGCAGAGAGAGAGUAAUCAGUGCAUUGUUAUAUCUGGGGAGAGCGGCUCUGGGAAGACGCAAAGCACAAACUUUCUCAUUCACCACCUGACGGCUCUCAGCCAGAAGGGCUUUGCCAGCGGAGUGGAGCAGAUCAUCUUGGGGGCAGGGCCAGUACUAGAGGCAUUUGGGAACGCGAAGACAGCCCACAAUAACAACUCGAGUCGCUUUGGCAAAUUCAUACAAGUGAAUUACCAGGAGAGUGGCACUGUGAGAGGAGCAUAUGUGGAGAAAUACCUCCUGGAGAAGUCCAGGCUGGUCUAUCAGGAGCACAAUGAGCGGAACUACCAUGUGUUUUACUACCUGCUGGCAGGAGCGAGUGAAGAAGAGAGGAAAGCCUUUCACCUCAAGAAGCCUGAAGAGUACCAUUACCUCAGUCAGAUGAAGUCAACCCACCAACUGCACUGGGACAGUUACUGUGAGAGUGAACCGGACUGCUUCACAGUGGAAGGAGAAGACCUGAAGCAUGACUUUGAGAGACUUCAGCUGGCCAUGGAGAUGGUGGGCUUUCUUCCUGCCACGCGCAAACAGAUCUUCUCCCUGCUGUCGGCCAUCCUUCACCUGGGCAACAUCCGCUACAAGAGGAAAACCUACAGGGACGACUCGAUCGACAUCUGUAACCCGGAGGUGCUGCCUGUCGUCUCAGAACUGCUGGAGGUCAAAGAAGAGAUGCUGUUUGAAGCUCUGACGACACGGAAGACGGUGACUGUUGGAGAGAAGCUGAUUGUUCCUUACAAACUUGCCGAGGCUGGUACGGUGCGAGACUCCAUGGCCAAGUCCCUGUACAGUGCUCUGUUUGACUGGAUUGUCUUCAGGAUCAACCACGCUCUGCUCAACGUCAAGGACCUGGUUGAGACCACUAAGAUCUUGUCCAUUGGAGUGCUCGACAUUUUUGGUUUUGAGGAUUACGAGAACAACAGCUUCGAACAGUUCUGCAUCAACUUCGCCAACGAACGUCUCCAGCACUACUUCAACCAGCACAUCUUCAAGCUCGAACAGGAGGAAUACAGAGCAGAGGGCAUCAGCUGGCACAACAUCGACUACAUCGACAACACAGGCUGCAUUAACCUGAUCAGCAAGAAGCCCACAGCGCUGUUCCACCUACUGGACGAAGAGUGCAAUUUCCCCCAAGCCACCAACCAGACUUUGUUGGAUAAGUUCAAGCGGCAGCAUGAGGGGAACAGCUACAUCGAGUUCCCUGCUGUCAUGGAGCCCGCCUUCAUUAUCCGACACUAUGCUGGGAAGGUCAAGUACGGCGUCAAGGACUUCAGGGAGAAGAACACCGACCACAUGCGCCCGGACAUCGUGGCUUUGCUGAAGAGCAGCAAGAACGCCUUCAUCUGCGGGCUGAUGGGCAUCGACCCGUCGGCCACGUUCCGCUGGGCGGUCCUCCGAGCCUACUUCAGGGCCCUGGUGGCCUUCAGAGAGGCUGGGAAGAGACACACGCAGAAGAAGACCGGGCAUGAUGACGCUGCUCCCUGUGCAGUUUUGAAAAGUGUGGAUAGUUUUAGCUUUCUGCAGCACCCUGUGCAUCAGAGAAGCUUAGAGAUCCUGCAGAGAUGCAAGGAGGAGAAGUACAGUGUGACCAGAAAGAGUCCACGAACGCCGCUGUCAGACCUUCAGGGAAGCAACACCAUCAAUGAGAAGUCACCACGGGGUUCUCCGGGCCUCGGCUGGAACGGCCGCGUGGGUCGACAGAGCCGCUUGUCCUCCGGCAGCUCCACCACAGAAGAAGACGGCAUCUUUGUCAACUCUGCCAGCAGCAAACUCCUGGAGAGAGCCCACGACAUCCUCAUGAGGAACAAAAACUACAAAUCCAAGCCAGUUCUUCCAAAGCAUUUACUGAAUGUCAAGUCAAUGAAGUACCUCAGCAACCUGGCGCUUCACGACCGCAUCACCAAGUCGCUGCUUCACCUCCACAAGAAGAAGAAACCACCCAGUAUCAGCGCACAGUUCCAGGCCUCUCUCAAUAAGCUAAUGGAGACUCUGGGACAGUCUGAGCCUUAUUUUGUCAAGUGCAUCCGUUCCAACGCUGAGAAGCUGCCCUUAAGGUUUAAUGAUAACCUGGUGCUGAGGCAGCUGCGCUACACAGGCAUGCUGGAGACUGUGCGCAUCCGGCAGUCGGGCUACAACAUCAAGUACAGUUUCAAGGAUUUUGUGCAUCACUUCUCCGUGCUGCUCCCAGAAUGCACCAGCGCCACCAGAGAGGGCAUCCAGCAGUGUCUGGACGAGCUAGAUCUACAACCAGACGGGUACCAAGUUGGAAAGACGAUGGUGUUCUUGCGGGAGGCCGAGCGUCAGCGGCUGCAGGCCUUACUCCACGGGGAAGUCCUCCGACGCAUCGUCACGCUGCAGCGGCGAUUCAGAGCCCAGCUGGAGAGGAAGCAGUUUGUCAGGAUGAGAGACGCAGCGGUCUGCAUCCAGAAAUGGUGGCGUUCGUACCGAUCCGUCGAAGAAGAGGGGGAUUACGACCCCACUGUCCAGGAGGGGGCAGCUCUGUGUCUGCAGACGCACUGGCGAGGUUACAGAGAGCGUCAGAGGUUCAGGCUGUGGAGGGAGGCUGCUCUGGUGCUGCAGAGGGCGUGGAGGUUAUGGCUCUACCGGCGCUGCACGGCGGCUCUGGUUAUUCAGACGGCCUGGCGCUGUCAUCGAGCCAGAGAAGCUUACUUGCAUCUGUUUGCCGCCGUGGUGCAACUACAGGCUUUUAGCAGAGGCUACCUCGCCAGGCAGAGCUUCAAAAUACUGAGAGAACAGAGACUGAGGGAGACGAAGGAGCAGCAGGAGAAGCUGCUUCAGCUGCAGAAUGGCCAGGUGAGUCCCUCGCCGGAAGAAGAGGAGGAGCCGCCUGAGAGAAUUAUGGGCUUGGACCUCAGCACAUGGGAGGAUCGUUCCUACGAGCAACGAGAAAGGAGCCUCCAAAUCCUCAGUGGCCACGAGGGUGCAGUUAAGGAGGAAGGAGACGGAAGAGAUCAUGCUAGGACGAGAGAAAGUCCCUCGAAAGCCCAAACUGAAGCAAGCCAGACAUCCACUGUGGUGGUGCGAGAGAGGUCCAGAACUGUAGAUGAGCCCAGCCAGAAGACCACUCGGGCCAAGCGAGAGAGCCGGCGGAUGAGAGAGCUGGAGCAGGCCAAGUUCAGCCUGGAGCUCCUGAAGGUCCGGGCGACCAGCGGCGGGGCCUCGUCCCCGUCUGAGGAGCGGCGCUGGUCUGUGGAGCUGGUGCCCCCUUCUACCCCACCUCUUCGCUCACCCCAGGGGACGCCUGACAGCCAGAGCUCCAAAGGCAGCUUUGAGCUUCUCACUAUGGAUGAGGAGCCACCCAAGGCUGCAGAAGAGGAGGCAGACAGUGAGGCCCCCUGCUCCCCCCUUCCUCCAGUAACUCCAGUACCUGAGCCGAAUGUGGAGGCUGUUUCAACAAGCCCAAAGCCAGUUGAACCACAUAGGACAGGGGUUUUUGAUGCCCACCCAGGGGACCAGAGCCAGGCCAAACUGGAUCCGGCAACACCCUCUGCCCCCGCACAUCCGCCCAAAAUCGAGAACUACCUCCCGACUUUUUACGUCCCUACUAGUGAGGGCAGCACAGUCAUCUCGCAUCGUCCUGCAGAAGAGCCUCAGCAAAACACAGAGGCAGCCAUCUCUACAACCGCCACCGCCGUUACCAAGCCCCUCAAAGAAAGGCGAGAGUCAGCACGCCGACCAGUGGUGGUGGUCAUCAGUAUGCAGAAAGAAACACCGCUAAGCGAAGAGCUGAGCGAUAUCGUCCGUCCCCCUGUGGAGGUUCGAGAUUCUGCAGCCCAGACAGGGGAGUUGACACCAUCGCCACAGAAACCAGACCCAGCUCCCGUCCCUCCGGGUCCCGUCCCUGCUUCUACCUCUGUCCCUCAGGCUGACCAGGCCAUCAUAGAGAAACUGGUGCGACUGAACGAGGAGAAAGAGGAGAGGCGGCGCAAUCAGCAGCAGCAGAAUGAAAAGGAGAUGAUGGAGCAGAUCAGGCAACAGAAAGAAGUGCUGGAGCGGCAGCGACUUUUCUUCGCUCAGUACGAGAGAGACAUGUUCGAGAAGCAAAGAGGAGAAGCCCUGCACAGGAUACAGCAGAGUCGACAGGGAGGACAAGAUGUUGGUGGAGCUCCAACCGCCGGCAAGCCCCUCAGACCCAGCUCCCUGCUGAUCGAGAGAACCGCAGGGCUAGCUCCUCAGGCCAGGACGCGGUCAGACUCCACUGCCCCAUCGGUGCACUCGUCCCCACGUGUAGACCUCCACGGCCGCGCCCCACACCCCCAGCUGCCUCCUCCACCCGCCUCUGCUCCCAGAGAAAGACGCAGGCCUGUUGCUGAUGGCUGGGCACCCAAACUCACACUGGAGUCCAAAGAUGGAGGAGGAACCAGAGUGAGAACGACUGCCAAGAAGCCACCAAGCAGCCAAGUCACCACAGUUAGUAUGACGGACAAGCCAGGCAACAUCUUCUUCUCUCCAAAGGACAAAGUGACAUUUGCAAAGUUUGACAGUGAGGCUGUUCCUAAGGAAACACCUGUAGCCCUUCCCAGAGAGGGACCCUCACCGGCCUCCAAACCUUCUAAAGGAGCAAAAGGGCGGGAUGUUGGCAGAGCGGGCCAAAAAAAGAAAGCCAGAAUGGCACGGACCCGCUCCAACUUCCUCACCCGCGCCCCCAUCCCCUCCGUUGGGGGCGAUUCAGACGAGGAUGACUAUGAUGGCGGCAGCCCCGUCAGCCCCCGCCAUUUCACUCUACCCCUCUCCAAACAGAGCUCCACAGAGGCGGGCUUAGGAGAGUCCUGUUUCAGUGACUCAGACAUGCCUGCGAGCUCUGAGGAGCAAAAGAAGAUACACAAAGCCAUGUCGUCAGGAGAUUUGGGCAAAGUGGACUCACUGCGCAAGAACUCGCAAGACGGAAGGGUUCGUGGGAAGAUGCGUUUCUGGGGCAAGACCAAGUAUGGAGAUAAGAAGACAUCCAGAGAAAAGCUGAUCUGUGGGGCUGAUUCCAUGGAUGGAGACUAUGGAGACACUGGGCCGUUGCUGGGAGAGGCAGGUCAGGAAAACAUGUCGCCCCCCUGCAGUCCUGAUCUGACGUUGGAUCGCGGGUUCAGGGACUUGAAGGAGAACAAGGAGCCGUCUCCCAAGGUGAAGCGAAGGCGCAGUGUUAAGAUCAGCAGCGUGGCUCUGGAGCCCGCUCAGUGGCAGAACGACGCGCUGCAGAUCCUCACCUGCACCAACGACUACAGGAGCAUGAACGACUUCCUCAUGAAGAAGAUCAGCGACUUGGACACAGAGGACAGUAAGAAGGACACCAUGGUGGACGUCGUCUUUAAAAAGGCUUUGAAGGAAUUCCGUCUAAACAUCUUCAACUCGUACUCCACAGCGCUGGCGAUGGACGACGGUAAGAGUAUCCGCUACAAAGACCUGUACGCUCUGUUUGAGCACAUCCUGGAGAAGACCAUGCGGCAGGAGCAGCGGGGCUGGAGGGAGUCUCCCGUCACAGUGUGGGUCAACACCUUUAAAGUCUUCCUGGAUGAGUUCAUGACAGAGUACAAACCUCUGGACAGCACAGUCAGCAAGCAGGUUCCAAAACCUGAACGCAAGAAACGGAGGAAAAAGGACACUGACAUUGUGGAGGAGCAUAACGGCCACAUCUUCAAGUCCACCCAGUACAGCAUCCCCACAUACUGUGAAUUCUGCUCGUCGCUCAUCUGGAUGAUGGACCGAGCCUGCGUGUGCAAACUGUGCCGCUACGCCUGCCACAGAAAGUGCUGCCAGAAGACGACCACCAAAUGCAGUAAGAAGUUUGAUCCGGAGCUUUCCUCCAGACAGUUCGGAGUGGAGGUUUCUCGUCUGACUCAUGACGAGAGGACGGUGCCCCUGGUAGCGGAGAAGCUUAUCAACUACAUCGAGAUGCACGGCCUCUACACUGAAGGAAUCUACAGGAAAUCAGGCUCCGCCAACAAAAUUAAAGAACUCAAGCAGGGACUCGACACAGAUGUGGACAGCAUGAAUCUGGAUGACUACAACAUCCAUGUUAUCGCGAGUGUUUUCAAGCAGUGGCUGAGAGACCUGCCUAAUCCUCUGAUGACAUUUGAGCUGUAUGAGGAGUUUAUACGUGCCAUGGGUUUGCAGGAUAAAAAGGAAAUGAUCAGAGGGGCGUAUUCAGUUAUUGACCAGCUAAGCAGAACUCACCUAAACACUCUGGAACGCCUCAUAUUUCAUCUUGUCAGGAUCGCCUUGCAGGAGGAGACAAACCGCAUGUCAGCUAACGCCUUGGCUAUAGUUUUUGCUCCCUGUAUCCUGCGCUGUCCUGACACCAUUGAUCCGCUGCAGAGUGUCCAGGACAUCGGCAAGACGACAGCGUGUGUAGAGCUUAUCAUUUGUGAACAGAUGAAUAAGUACAAAGUACGACUAAAGGACAUCAGUAGCCUGGAGUUUGCUGAGAAUAAGGCCAAAUGCAGACUGACCCUCAUUCGACGGUCAAUGGGAAAAGGCCACGUACAGCGAGUGAGCUACCACACGCCUUCGCCUCCAGUCAGUCCGCGGCUGGCAUCAGUGGCUGACGCCGUGAUCGAAGAAAGCGGCGAUGACGAGGGGGCGGACUCGCUCGGCGAAAUCUCAGAGCACCAGCAGGCGGCCAUGCAGCAGGAAGAGAGGGUGCUGACAGAGCAAAUCGAGAGCCUGCAGAAAGAGAAGGAGGAGUUGACUUUUGAGAUGCUAACUCUGGAGCCACGGGCAUCAGAUGAUGAGACCCUGGAGUCAGAGGCCUCUAUCGGUACCGCUGACAGCACUGAAAACCUCAAUGUGGACUCUGAGGGAACCAUUUCUGACUUCUCAGAAAGAGGUCCAGUGUUGACUUCCCCCUGGCCUCGGAGAUCUGACGGGAAAAGCCCCCGACGCCGCGCUCUCCGCCGGCAGCCCGAGUCUCUGGACUCUGUGGACUCUUGCACCAGUGUUUCCUGCUACUCCUCCUCAUCACACUUCCACCCAUCGACGUCCUCCUCCUCUGCCACCACCCGUCGCUUUCGUUUCCACGCCAGGUCUCCCACUGCUGGCUCAGGUCCGGCCCAGGCCCAGGCUGUGAAUGCGCCUCAAGCCUCCCGAUCCGACAGCAUCGACAGUGGCCCCACCGGAGAUCAGGAAGGGUUUGACGAAAGGCCCCAGUUUACAAGCCGAGGCACCUUCAAUCCAGAGAGGGGCAAACACAAACUGAAGGGGGCCAAGCAUUCAACCGUGAGGCACUCCAGAGAAAGCGACGGCCACAGCAGGGACCCUCCAGAAAUACCGCAGCAGCUGGUAUUGUAUGGCAGUAAUGAAUUCAUGGUAUGAAGGACAGCGGGCCUCCAGCUCCCUGGCAGGCAUUUACCUUCCCAACGGGAGGUAACGCAAUGGCGACUGAUCUCAACUUCUCGAAGCACUCUUGCUUAGCCUUUCUUUGUUGAAGUCUGCAAAGAAGUGUCCCCAAGUGCCGUGUACAGUGUUUCUACCCCCAGAAGAGGGGAAGCUUUGGCAGAGGGACAGAAAUCAGUGGAAGGACUCCCCCUCUGUGGACUAAACUGCCACCCAUGCUCUCACAGUGCCUCGGCAGCACUCGGCGCCAAGAGAAGACGCACUGAGCAGGAGGACAGAGAAAAGGGAACGUUGGAAGACCACUUAGUAUCAGGGAAUGUUACAGAGCUGGAAAGCUGAAGCAGCGUACUACAGUAAAUAAGAGGAAUCAGGCAACGUCAGGCGUCACGGAUGUUACAGUGAACUUCAAGCUCACAAUUAUUAGCUGCUUUAUGAGUUUACAGUUCAUAACAAUCAGUGUAAGCAGUUGUUGCUCUGUUAUUACAAAUUUAUUUUUCCCUUAUUUAAUAAAUUUUAAUGUCACAGAAAUUCUUUAUAGCGUAUAAUAUACAGGUAUAAAUACUGUACAAAGCCGGAACACCAGCCUCUGCUGGGUAGUUGAAGUCAAAUAUUUAUCUUUUUUUGUUUCUUUUCUUUUUUUUGAGUAUCUUGGACAGAGAUGUAUGGAUUUUGGCAGUGAAUGAUUUAUGUAUGUGUGUGUGUUGUGUGUGUGUGUGUGUGUGUGUGGGCACGUGCCGAGCGCUCAUACAUGACUGCAUGUGUGAGAAAGAGAAAACCACUUCAUGUGUUUUAAGUUUGUGCUGCUUUUUUUUUCCCCCUCACAAGGGAAAUACCGCCAUCAAAGGGACCAAGUUCAGCCGGAGUGUAUUCCAGCCAAGUGGGAUCCCAGCUCUGUAACGAAUGUCGGAUGUGUAUAAAAUCCCUGCAUUCACUGCUUAACAGCCAUACAACAAUUGUAAUGUACAGUACAGUUCAUAUGUACAGUAUAGUGGACAAAUGCAAUUCUAUUCUUGAAAUCUAUUGUUCCCCCCCCCACCCCCCAGAGUCUCAAACCCAUCCCCGCCUCCUGUCUCCAAAGUGUUUGCUCAAUAGCAACCA